Messenger RNA from Wyeomyia smithii (pitcher-plant mosquito), 2699 nucleotides. It is a transcript of the gene knk, whose product is annotated as protein Skeletor, isoforms B/C. Lineage: Eukaryota; Metazoa; Arthropoda; Insecta; Diptera; Culicidae. The record is from RefSeq and is a predicted model, not a curated record. Bases 455 to 2608 code for a protein of 717 amino acids. The transcript has 5 exons.
AGACACAGAGACAAUCGCUGGCUGGCUGGGCCGGACACGACAAACACGUACGUAUGUGGGCAGCCUUGAGCUGCUUUCUUUGCGUACAACGCGCUCCAGUGGUUUCUGCUCUCCGGAGGUGAUCGUACAGUCGUCGUCAGCAAGCCCAGGUGUGUGUCCGAAAAGUGACCACACCAAUUAUUGUCUACCAUCUAGAUACGAUCACCAAAAGUAUUCGGGAAGGAUGUGAUUGUUGUUUCGAUUACUAACAGUAGGGAAUUCCAAAAAGCAUUUUCGUUGGUGAGUGGCAGGUGUAGAAGGUUGUGUCCAUCAAGUGAGAGUUGUGCAGUUUUUGCAGACAAAAUAAGCUCGUGCCAGUUGCACGGGCACGGUACUGAGAGGGGAACGGAACGAAAAGGGUGGCGAGACAGAGUGAUAUAUACGAUACAAGACGGAGUCGCAGUGUUGGUGUAAAAUGACGAUUUCUUUCUUAUCGCGGAUAGCUAAUAUUUUUUGCAAUGUACGAUGGAAUUCCGGAUUCAGACAAAAUCUGCUCGGUCUAGUCUUUGCAAUCUUCAUUGUGAUAGCAGAAUCUCAAAAACCAGAGGAUGGACCGUAUCGGGGUAAGUACAUCGGUAAGUUUAACUCGUACCAUCAUCAGGCGUCCGGUGAGGUUUACGCCGUGGAUGAAUUCACUUUUCUGCUGACGGGAUUCAACUACGAUGGCAAUGGAGUGGAUACAUUUUUCUGGUCCGGUGCCAGCAACCGUCCCGGGCCACAAGGUUUCAUCGUUCCGGAUGAGUAUGGCAAAACCAACAUUUUGGAGCGAUAUUUUAACAAAGACUUUACGAUCCGGCUGCCAGAUAACAAAAAGAUCACCGAAGUCAAGUGGUUGGCCGUGUACGAUCUGAACUCGCAGAACAACUUUGCCGAUGUGUACAUCCCGGAGGACUUCGAACCGCCGGUGUCGCAAAGGGCAGGGAGUCUUUCGCGCAACAGCCACGGUGUGAGCAGCGAAACAAUCGACAUUCUGGACUCGAAAACGAUUCGCAUAACCGAGUUCAGCUACGAUGGCAAGGGCCAACAGGUGCACUUCUGGGUCGGUGUUGGACCGGCACCGUCGUCCAAGGGUCAAAAGGUUCCAGAUGAGAUGGGAUAUUUGGACGCGAUCCGCGCGUAUGAUCGGGAAACAAUAACGCUGGAGCUGCCGGGUGACAUGACGAUCUUUGAUAUCGAUUGGUUCGCCGUGUAUGACGUGGAGACGAAGGAAGAUUUUGGAUCUAUUUUGAUUUCCGAUGAUUUGAACGUUCCACCGUCGCUGGUUAAGGUGACGCCGCAUGCCGAGUCAUUACCAAACUGUCGGCAGUUGCACAAGGAUUAUCGAAUGUCGUGGGAAGUUUUUGGACCACAGAUUACAAUUCAGCUGGCGGGGAAUGUGAAGGAGGAUGAGUACAUGGCAUUUGGGAUUAGUGGGUCGGAAAGUCAAAGCCAAAUGCAGGGAGCGGAUGUAGUCGUGGCUUUCAUCGAAGGCCAUCAAGGAUACGCCGUGGAUUACAACAUAACAUCCCUAGCGCCGUGCGUCCAGGUGCUGGGACAGAACAAAGGUGUCUGUCGGGAUGACGUGGUCGGUGGACAGGAUAGCUAUCAGUUGCAUACUUUUGGACGAGAGAACGGAAUCAAUACGAUCACCUUCCGACGUUUGUUGAUUUCGCCCGAUCACGGCGAUAAGGAAUUCGUGCUCGAUCGUCCUAUGUAUAUCAUUUGGGCGUUGGGAAGACUUGAUUCCAACAAUGAGCCAACUUAUCACGAUAUUUACCCCAAACGCAAUGUUAUGAUUGCGUUCAACACUUCCGAGCCAGUGAAUGAUUGUUUCAGUUUUACUCGGAGCGAAGUUAAUCUGAAGGACGUUUGGGAGAAGGCACGGAUCUUCGACAGUACGAUUCGAUCGUUUUCAGCGACACUUGGACCGGCUGGCGGCAAGCGGGGUUACCAAGGUAUAACUGGACACGUUUCCAACGGUUUGGCCUGGUAUAUUAACGGGCUGAUGGUACCAGAGCUGAGGCUUCGACGAGGUUUAACCUACUCUUUCAAGGUUCGCGGUGGAAAUAAUCCCCAUUCAUCGGAGUUUUACCAUCCGCUAGUCAUAACGGACGAACCUCGGGGUGGAUUCGAUCGCCUCAGCGACGUCAAACAAAGCGAAAUCCGAGUCCUGGCCGGGGUGGAAUUCACCCGUCGAGGCCGUCCAAAACCGACGGCUGCCGGUCCGCUCUGUCUGGCGCGACACCCGGACGGGCAGGAUCGUCGUUUGGACGACAAUUUUGCCACCUUCAAGAAGUUCAACCGAACGCUUCGCUGGACCUGUGAAUCUGGCGAUCCAGCCAUACUGGAGAUUACGCCCAACUCGAGCUGGCCGGACGUGGUGUACUACAACAGUUUCACUCACGCCAACAUGGGCUGGAAGAUUCACAUCGUCGAUAGCUACAGCAGUGCGGCUCGUAGCAACGGGGUCUGCUCGAUUGGGCCUGCACACGACACAAGACUGCUUCUGGGGGCAACGGUGGUGCUGCUGCUGCUUUCGACAAUGUCCUCCGCCGGAAGUCUGGCCACGCGACUGGUGCGAAUGAUUUGAAGGGGAAGUGUGUUUGUUAGUUUUUUUUUUGUUUUGAUUUAGUGCACUGCAAAUAUAAAUACUGAACCUUCGGAUAUUAUUUAUAACGGGA